AUGGUGCUAACACACCAUGUUAGUCCCACGCAGUUACAGGUCAUGUUCGUCGCACACAGUUAUGAAGAGCGCAUAACACAUCGUGUUAUUGCUAUCACUAUCAUAAACAUCUAUGAAAUUGUGACAGGGGAUAUCAAUAACAUGACAGUUUAUGUGGCCUUGCCAUCCCGCACCAAGGAAGAUCUCAAACGAAGGUCCUUGCGGGGUAACAAUGAGACACUGCAAAUGGCAAAAUUGCAAACUCGUAGAGCUCAAUUUGAGGGAUUGAAGAUGAAAGAAGAAGAACGAAUUGCAGAGUAUUUGCUUAGAAUGGAUGAAGUUACCAAUGCCAUCAGAGAACUUGGUGAAGAGAUUAAAGAUGUUGUGAUCGAAAAGGUGAUUCAUCAAAGAGAAGUUGCAUUCAAGGCAGUUGAGAUGGAAGAUCCAGAGUUUGAUCAAGAAGAGGCCAACUUUGUAAGAGGAUUAGAGAGAGGAUUGGGUAAGUACAAAGGAAAAUUACAUUUCAAAUGUUUUGAGUGUGGUAAAGUAGGGCAUUAUGCAUCUCAGUGUAGAAUUGAAAAGGAAAGUGAGAAUCAAUUCAAACUUUCUAAAAACAAGAAAGGAAAGAAUAAGAAGAGUCUAUAUUCCAAAGAAGAUAGUGGUACCUCUCAUGAUGAAAGUGAUACAGAAGAUGUCACUGAACCUAAAAAUAAAGAACAGUUAUUCAUGGCAAUUGUUGAGGUUGAAACUGAAAAGAAUGAUAACGAUGAAGAAGAAGAAGUUGAAGUUGAUUUGGAAGGAGAAAUCAUUUCUAUAAAGGAUACAUUGACAGAAAGUCUAAGGGCAAAAGAAAAAGAAUGUGAGCUACUUGAAGCUAGAAUAGUAAGUCUAAAGAAAUAUGACAAAAGCACUGAAGCCUUGGAUAACAUGUCAAGUAAACAACAAAAAUCUGAUACCUUGACUAGACUAGGCUGUGAGAAAGGGCAGUGUUCUAAUAGCACUAUGACAAAUAAGAAGAAAUGCAAAGAUAAACUCAGUGAUGUCUUUGUAAAAGCUGAAGAUUUUGGGAAAGACGAAGAGAAGAACCGAUCAAUUGUAAAAAAGGACAUGACAAUUGACAAGAAAACUGAAAGACUAAGGGAUUCAUUGAUGUCAAUAGAAAGAAGAGAAGAUUCAGAAAACCACCUACUAAGUGGCAUUAAGUCUCCCAAACAAGAAAUGAAAACCAAUACUUAUGAAAAGGGAGAAAAUAAAGCUAAAUCUGAUACAGAUCAAAAGAAAGAAACUAAAAGAGAAUGGAAGGUGAAGAAGGAAGAGAAGAAUGUAAUGAAAUCUCUGAUUGUUCAAGUUGCCUUUCAUGCACAAGAUGAGAAUGAUACAUGGUAUGUUGACAGUGGUUGCUCAAGUCAUAUGGCAGGUGAUAAGAGUAAUUUUCUCUCAUUAAAAGAGAAUUGCAAAGGAACAGUAAGGUUUGGUUCAAAUGACAUUCCUACCAUAGUCAGAAAAGGAUCAAUCAGUUUUGAUAAUGGAAGGACAACAUAA
Molecule: messenger RNA, 1521 nt
Organism: Cryptomeria japonica (Japanese cedar)
Lineage: Eukaryota; Viridiplantae; Streptophyta; Pinopsida; Cupressales; Cupressaceae
Exons: 5
Coding region: 1-1521 (506 amino acids)
Molecular function (GO): zinc ion binding; nucleic acid binding
Source: RefSeq, a predicted model, not a curated record